Molecule: messenger RNA, 5874 nt
Organism: Calidris pugnax (ruff)
Lineage: Eukaryota; Metazoa; Chordata; Aves; Charadriiformes; Scolopacidae
Gene: SH3PXD2B
Product: SH3 and PX domains 2B
Exons: 14
Coding region: 93-2858 (921 amino acids)
Biological process (GO): superoxide anion generation
Molecular function (GO): superoxide-generating NADPH oxidase activator activity; protein binding; phosphatidylinositol binding
Source: RefSeq, a predicted model, not a curated record
GCUCCGGUCCCGGUCUGCGAGCGGCAGAGCCUCCCCCAGCCCCGCCGCCGCCGCUCCCCGCCGGGCUGCGAGGGGGCAGAGAGGGCAGCGGCAUGCCCAGGCGGAGCAUCGCGGAGGUGAAGGUGCUGGACGUGCAGAAGCGGCGCAUCCCCAACAAGCACUAUGUGUACAUUAUCAAAGUCGCCUGGUCCAAUGGGUCCACAGAAGUCAUAUACCGACGGUACAGCAAGUUCUUUGACCUCCAGAUGCAAAUGCUGGACAAGUUUCCGAUGGAAGGAGGGCAGAAGGACCCCAAGCAAAGGAUCAUCCCCUUUUUGCCAGGGAAGAUCCUCUUCCGCCGGAGCCACAUCCGUGAUGUUGCAGUCAAGCGCCUGAUACCCAUCGACGAAUACUGCAAGGCUCUGAUCCAGCUGCCUCCCUACAUCUCCCAGUGUGAGGAGGUUCUCCAGUUCUUUGAGACACGACCUGAUGACUUGACACCUCCUAAAGAGGACCCUAUUGGAAAGAAGAAGUCUGGAGCUGACUCUGCAUCCGUCGACCCCUUGGUGCUGGAGCAGUAUGUCGUGGUGGCAGACUACCAGAAGCAGGAGAGCUCCGAGAUCAGCUUGUGCGUGGGCCAGUUGGUGGAUAUCAUUGAGAAGAACGAAUCAGGCUGGUGGUUUGUGAGCACAUCGGAGGAGCAAGGCUGGGUGCCGGCGACCUGCCUGGAGGCCCAGGAUGGUGUUCAGGAUGAGUUCUCAAUGCAGCCUGAUGAAGUCCCACGGAGAUACUGGUCUCUGCCCAGGCACGUUGGCCGCCGUCGGACUCUUGGGGACUUAUACACCAGUGGAUGGGGUCAAGAGGAGAAGUACACCGUUAUUUACCCAUACACCGCGAGAGACCAGGAUGAAAUGAACCUGGACAAAGGGGCUGUGGUGGAGGUGAUCCAGAAGAACCUGGAGGGCUGGUGGAAAAUCAGGUACCAAGGCCAAGAAGGCUGGGCCCCCGCCUCCUACCUCAAAAAGGGGAAUGGAGAGAUGUUCUCACAGAAGCUGGGAUCAGGCUCCUCCGCUCAUUCCUGUGCCUUGGAUCUGGAUGGCAUCUCCCGGCAGCAGGUUGUGGCGAGCCGAGAGAAGGAUGGGCUUGCUGGCCAAAGGGACGGGAGGUUCGACAGCCGUCCCCUGCCCAAUGCUGACAUCCGACGCAAGUCACCAAAGAUGAGGCAGAGACCCCCUCCUCGCCGAGAUCUCACCAUACCACGUGGUUUGAAUCUGCCUAAACCUCCUGUCCCACCUCAAGUGGAAGAGGAAUAUUACACCAUCGCUGACUUCCAGACCACCAUCCCUGAUGGCAUCAGCUUCCAGGCAGGAAUGAAAGUAGAGGUUAUUGAGAAGAACCUGAGUGGCUGGUGGUACAUUCAGAUUGAGGAGAAGGAAGGCUGGGCCCCUGCCACGUUCAUUGACAAGUACAAGAAAACCAGCAACGCGUCCAGGCCGAAUUUCCUGGCUCCACUACCCAACGAGAUGGCCCAGCUCCGGCUCGGUGACACCACAGCUGACAGCAACACCAGCGAAGAAGCAGUGGGACCAUGUCGUCCUCUGCCAGAGGCUCCUCCUAAUGGUACGGACUGUGGUGGGAAGUGGGCCAAAGACUGGAAGGGGAAGGAGGCUCCCGAGAGUGGGGACCUAGCCUUUGCUGGUGGCUAUGAGGAAAUUGUGGACCAUGACACGGAGGAGAAGCCCAGCCUGCCGCCCAGGAAGGAGUCCAUCAUUAAAUCAGAAGGCGAGUUACUGGAGAGGCAGAGGCCUCCCCCCAAGCCUCCAGGCAUGAUUUUGCCUAUUAUCCCACCUAAGCAGUCAAUGGCCCCAAAGGACAACAAGAAGCCUGAGCUGAAACCGGAGAAGGGCAAACUCUUCCAGCUGAAAAACGAAAUGGGACUGGAAUGUGGACACAAGGUGUCAGCCAAGGAGGUGAAGAAGCCAAACCUCCGGCCCAUUGUCAAGCCAACCAAGCCAAAAGCUGAGCCCGUGGAGGACAAGCCUGAGCCCAUCACCCAGAAUCCAUUCUUGAAGUCAAGACCUCAGAUCAGACCAAAACCCGCUGCAGCCCCCCGAACUGACCCACAUCCAGCUGAUGAUAAACUGGACAUUUGCAGCCUGCGAAGCAAGCUUAGACCUGCAAAGUGCCCAGAGAAACCCUCUGAGCAGGACACUGCUGCUGGUGAAAGCUCCUUCAGUAACGCCGUGGUCUCUUCAGAGGCUUCUGGAAGGUUUCAGGAGCGACCAAGUACAGAGAGCAAACCCCUGCCCAAGCUGGAGAGCCAGCCUGUGAAAGAGGUGCUGCCCAAAUCUCCCCUGGGCCCAGCAAACACCCCGGGUGCCAGGGAGCCCCCGCCGCAGCGCCCCAUUGUGCCACCCCGCAGACCACCACCCCCAAAGAAAACGGGGGGUCCUGCCCCUGGCCCCGUGGCAGAGCUCAGGGCCCCAGCACGGGAAGCGCCCGAAAUCAGAUCGUCCCCGGUGCCAGGGAGGCCCAUGCUGGUUCCUCCAAAAGCCAAGCCAUUCCUCUCUGCCUCCAUCCAAGAAGAAGCCAAAGUGAAAAGCAGCGUAAGCCCAAAGGUGGUGUCCAAGCCGGUGGAGAGAGGGGAAGCCAGGGAGAGGACCUCAGCCCCCGUCUCCAGUCAGGACAUCAGCAGGGAAGCUCUCUAUGUGGCAGUGGCGGAUUUUGAAGGCGACGAGGAGACCAACAGCUUUAAAGAAGGGACUUUGUUUGAAGUUCGGGAGAAGAACAGCAGCGGCUGGUGGUUUUGCAAGGUCCUGACUGGGGGGACGUGCUGGGAGGGCUGGAUCCCUUCCAAUUACCUACGGAAGAAGCCAUAGCCGCUCCUCUGCUCACAUGGCUGGAGGUUCCCUGGUCUCUCACCUGAAUAUUUAAUUAGCAGAUUAAUUUAUAGUUUUCCGUGAGGCUGGCUUUGAAAAAAAAAAAAAAAAUAGUAAUAGAGAUUCCACACAUCCCAGUUGGUGCCCAUUGGUGGCAGCGUGGAGGAAGCAGCUUGAUCUCCCCUGCCCACCUGUGUGCUCCUACUCACCUUCCUCCCCAUGUACCCCCCGAGCACUUUGCUCCUAUGGCCAUGCCAGCAGCCCAGCCAUACAGCUGGGGCUGCUCUGGCCAAGCUUUGUGGCGUAUGAUGGCUACCAUGGUUCUCCAUGCUGUGGAGAUGGACCUUGGUAGACAUUUUUGCCACCUGUAUGGGGAACUGAAAUGGAAUUGAAAAGGGAGAAGUGAAGCGUGGCGCGGUACCAGCAAAGGAGAUCUCACCUUACAAAAAAGGUUUGCCUUUCCCUGAGGCUCAGGGUCACAGUCAAAUGUUGUAGGUCACAUUGCUUAGUCCAGGUGUGUAGCCGAGCCACAGGGAAGGUGGCAAAAAGAAGGAAUGAUCGCAGAGAAACAGGGUCCCUGUAGCUCUGUGCAUAUGUGCAGGCACAGGCAUUGCACCCUGGAAAGGGCUGUCCCUCGCUCCCCGCACCGUGCAUACCACAGGACCAUCCCUUGGUCCAUCCCUGCUCUACGACAAGUGUUGUUAACUUCAACAUCCUCCUGGUGGAAAAAAAAAAAAUACACAAAAAUACACACACACAAUGGACAUAUAUAACAGGUCCUCUCUGUGCAGAUCCAGGACACUACGCAGGCUUCUCCUGUGCAGUGUUGCAACCAAACAACAAGAGGUGUUUUGCCUCGGUAGCUGAAGAAUACUAUGCAAGGCACAGAGGACCAAAAUGACCCCAAAAGCCCUGAAAAGAGGAUGCUUUGCUUUUCUUCCCACACAGUCUGCCCUGCCUGUUGGACUAUUAGGGGACCACGCGUUCCCAGGACCCACAGAGCUUCCCCAGGCUGGCGGGCAGCAGCCAGGAGGUGGGUCCUUCAGUAGGUGCUGAUAUUACCAAGUGCAAUCCAGAAUGUGGGAGUUCAGCUCCUCACCACAACCAGUUGCGAGGCGUGUCUGGUGCUCAGGGGCUCCCUGCCUUGUUCGUCACCCCGUCUGCCUGUUUUCCAGGUACUUUCCUUUCAUCCUGCGUGGCGGGCUGUUUGGGGGGCUUCAGGUCAAGCGGAGCCUGGUGUUUUUCUGUGCUGACAUUCCUGCCUGCCAAGCUUAAUCUUGCCUGCAGUGUUGCUUAUCCCAGCAGGAGGAUGAGCUGUCGUUCCCCAGUGCUGCUUUCUUCUCUCUGUACUUGGCUGCUUCCAGAUGCAGGGCCCCAUUUCUCUCUCCAGAGGAGCUUUAAAACCUGUUCUUCUGUGGGUUUCUUGUUGACCAAGCCCUGGAGCCCUUUCUCGUCUAAUUGCAAGUGUGAGCGCUGCAGCCGCAGCUCUACAGCCACGUUGUUUUCCUGCUGAAAACAAUUAUAGUUUUCCUCUAAUUUGAGGCUGGCAGAAUUGAAGCAGUGUUGUCCGCCCCCCCCCGAGGCACUCACUUCCUUCUCUGUCCUGUAUUUUCUACCCUGGAAACAUGGAGUUGGAGGUGUCUCUGUCUGUGUACAGAAUGCAAAUGGUGGUGCCUCACACCAGGGUUGUUCUGGGAAGGGUGAUGGGACAGUUUGUCCCACCUGAUCUGAUGGAGAAGUCCUGACCAUCCCAGUCCAGCCUCAUACCCAGAAGCCCCAAGGUUCAUUUUUAGCUGUGGGAAUUCACACCCCCGGCUCUCCAGCUGAUUCCUCUUCCUCCCACCUACAGUUUUCUCUGGUGGCACCAUCAGCCUCCCAUCAGGCUGACUCACCUGCGCUGGCAAUAAGCAAUAACAUCUGCAACCCAAUCCUCUAAGAACGUUCCCUGCGUGGCACAUUGCGAGGUGUUGCUGUGCUCCCGGGAGAGUUGCGGGGUGGGCUGGGGGAAAAAUGCUGCCCUGUCUCUGUGCAUCUCUUGCUCCCGUAAAUCCCUUUUGCUUUGGAAAGGAAUGGGGACAGGAAGAGUUAAGCCAGAGCUCUCUGGCAGCCAAAUCCAGCCCCCAGCAUAGCUGGGGAGGGGGCUGGACCUGUGCCCCCCAUCCUCUCUGGCAGGGGGUGAAAGUGCUGUGUGCCCUUUCCCCAUGGCACUGUGUCCUUGCUCUCUCUUCCUGAAUGGCCUUUUAAUCUCAGCAGCAUCUCUCCUUUCUCUGUCUCAGAGACCUCACUGCCCCCGGCUUUCCUCAGAGGGGACAAUGCUAUUUCUGUGACCUCCCUACUAAAUGAGGGCUAUUUCUGCUUUCCUCCCAGACUGAACCUCAGAACUGGUAGUGCUUCAUUUUGCUGACACAAGUACUGUAUUUGGCUCAUUGAGGGCGUGAUGGGAUCGCUCCCUUGUUCCCAAAGAGCUUCCAAGAAGGCAGGGUGAGUUCCCAAGGUGUGUGUGGGGGGUCACCCUCAGUAGGGUGCUGACACCUGCAGCCUUACUCCUUCCUGCCGCUCUUCCAUCUGCGAAGGGACUGCAGGUUGGGCAAGAUGCUGUGAGCCAUUGGGCUGGCAGGGCUUUGCCCUCCCUUGUCCCACACAUGUGUCCCCCCCAGUUUGGCAGCCGUGCUCACCCCCUGCCAGGCUGUGCCUCCUCUCUGUACCUCGCGCAUCCAACGCGGCCAAGCUCCCCGACUACCUCUGAGGAGGAGGAGGGCGGCCGGGAGGCUCAGUGCCCUGAGUUUGGCCGCACGGUGCAUCACCCCAUCAGCCAAAGACCAACCUCCCUCCUUGCCCACCAGCAGCGUGGCCCUGAGGCUGGUGCUUGCAGCAAGGGUUGGGGUGCAUCGCCAUGGUUUGGGGCAGAAGAGCCAGGUGUCGGGGUUGGGGGGGGGUCCCACAGCUCGGCACAUUCCUGGCAGGCUCUCAAAGCCUGCUUGUCCAUGUUUCGCUGUAUUAUGUAGGCGCAUUUAAA